AUGGCUUUACCUUUGUGCCAGGCAUGUGCUAAUGUUCAGAAAAACUUACAGGAGAAUAGUUAUAUUAUAGUAGACAAGCAUUACCAGUGUUGUUUAUGUUUUGGGAUUCUUUCUGAUCCCGAUUUGAUCAAUCUGGUUACUCAAAAGGCCGAAGAAAGCUUCAACGCUUCUGGAUACGAUGGAAAUACAUUUGUUCUGGCUUUAAAUAUUCCGACCACGAUGCAAUUUCGAGAUUCUUUAUUGGAAAGCACAUUUCCAGAAUCUUACAGUAGCCGAGAAAUGAGCCCUAAAAACUUGUUUUCUAAUGUUUUGCUAAAGAGUUUGGAACAGGUAUGCAGGUUAUAGUAUGAUAAAUAAUUAAUACGGGUUUCAGAAGGUAGGAAUGAGGGGAUCUUUGAAUUCUGAUCUUAUAAUGACAGUGAGUUUGGCCAAUGACGAGUUUAUAAAGUCGGAUGUCGACUUCUUCCUAUGUCAUUGUCCGAAUACUUUUCUAAAUAACGGCAGGAAAAGACGACCGGAGAUGAGUGAGGUACAUCAACUUUACACAAAGACGAAGAUACAAGAGAUUAUCAACAGGACAGAUGUUGAAGUACUUAAGUAAGUUAAUAUGUUUGAUGAAUCAGUGUUUAGGAAGUAUCAAAUGUCUUCUCCGACGACUUCAGUGACAGUGGAAGUGUCCUUUCAAAGAGAGGGAGUAUUCAUUGCCGGAAGGUACUGUAAGUAUUCGAGGAGUCUACCUCAAUCACCUUGGACGGCUGAUGAGGAGAUUGACAUUGUUCAUGGUAACUCGGUAUGUUUUCUAUGUAACAUAAUUUAUAUGUUAUGGUCGUAAACAUUUGUUUUACACUUUAUUUUUUUAUUAUAUUUUUAGGUAUCAGAAAAGAUCGGAAACAUUUUACAAAAAAAGUUCCAAGCUACUGGAUUCAGAUUCAUUGCUUCAGGACGCGAAGACAUUGACGUUCGCAUGUUAGGGAAUGGAAGACCAUUUGCUGUGAACUUGAUAAAUGCCAAGAAGACGGGAUCUCUUAAAGGACUGACGAAACAAACUACAUUGACAUUGCUAAACGAGGUUAUCAACAAAGAUUCUGAUAUCUCAGUGGGACCUUUAACUGUAGUUUCUAAUAAUCAAGCUCAGGUUUUGAAUGUGGGUCAGGAAGAGAAGCGGAAGAUGUAUUCUUGUGUUUGUUUCUCUUGUAAGGUUAUCACAGACGAGAUGUUGAAGAGACUUGAAGGCAACAUACCAGUGAAGAUCGUGCAGAAAACAGUUGUCAGAGUAUUGAAAAGAAGAGCUUUGCACGACAGAGAGAGGGAGAUCUACAGUCUGAGGGCUUUGAGGCUGGAUGACUACCAUUUUCAGCUGAAGUAAGUUGUAAUGUAAAGUAAAGAAUACGUCUUUAUAACGAUUAAUUUUAUAUUUAUGCUUAUUAUAACUUAUAUGUUUGUUCUAGAUUGGAAACUCAAGCCGGGACUUACAUUAAAGAGUUUGUUCACAGUGACUUUGGCCGUACUUCACCUUCAGUUGGGGAACUAAUGGGUCUAGACGCUGAUGACAUUGACAUACUACAGCUAGAUGUAGAGAGAGUGGACUUGGAAUGGCCGCCACAUAAAUUUAUUCCAUAA
Molecule: messenger RNA, 1620 nt
Organism: Bursaphelenchus okinawaensis
Lineage: Eukaryota; Metazoa; Nematoda; Chromadorea; Rhabditida; Aphelenchoididae
Source: the annotation of a GenBank genome assembly